GUCUUUGGCAACGUUAUGACGUGCAUCGUCAUUACGACUAAUCGUGAGAUGCACACUGCCACUAAUUAUUACCUCUUCAGUUUGGCAGUCUCCGAUCUUAUGAUGCUCGUUCUCGGUCUACCUAGCGAGUUGAGCACCUUCUGGCAGCAAUACCCCUUUAAGCUUGGGGUUGGCUUGUGUAAGCUGCGAGCGUAUGUCUCGGAGAUGUCUUCAUACGUCUCCGUAUUAACGAUAGUGGUCUUCUCGGUGGAAAGGUAUCUUGCCAUUUGUUACCCACUGCUCAUGUUCGUGAUGAGCACUAAGAGGGCGAUAUGCUUCAUCAUAGCUGUAUGGUUGAUAGCACUGGUCUUUGCUCUGCCUAUUGCGAUUUUUAUCAACGUUAAUUACGUGCUAUAUCCACUAGGAUCGACCAGGAAGUCCGAGGAUUCGGCAAUAUGCGCAUUGUUAUGGCACAAUUUGCCGGACUUCCCUCUGUAUGAAGUCAGUUGUUUUCUAUUCUUCUUAGUACCACUGGUCCUGAUAAUGGUGCUGUACAUAAAAAUGGGACUUAAAAUCCAUGAAAAUGUGUUUGAUCGUACAAUCGAAGGCUCCAUCCACGGGGAAACGAGACAAGCCCAAUCGCGAAGUACUAUCACUAAGAUGCUCAGUGCCGUUGUGGUCACUUUCUUCUUCUGCUGGGCUCCUUUCCACGCGCAGAGGCUUCUCUACGUCUACGCGUCAGCGGCAACCUUCGAGGAUAUUAACAGGUGGCUUUACCCCCUAACUGGGUACUUCUAUUACUUUAGCACCACCGUCAAUCCUAUUCUCUACAACGUGAUGAGCGCCAACUACAGAAGCGCUUUCAAGCAGACUCUCUGCUGCUCGACGGGGAGUCCCUCGCUCAGGAGGAACAUCAGCAGCGUUAGGGCCAGCUCAAGCAGAGAGGGUAACAACGAUCGUAGUACAAAUGUUCACAGCGUUGGCCAGAAACCAGAAAUCGUCUGUCCUUUCGAGAGGGUGUCCACAAAGAACGAGGAGAAUCUGUGUAAACCGAUGUUGAAGAAGUCUUCGGUGUUGGUCAGGUCAACAAAUGGCCGAACAAGAUGUCACGCGUCCGAGAAAAUCGCGCCGUCAGGUACCCCGAGCUUAUGUUCCACCGAUGUGAUUUUAUACGAGUCCUUUCUUCAUGGGCAUUCGGGUCCUGUGCCAGGAUGUCGUAACUGCGCAACGAAGGAGACUCUCAUUUAA
This is a messenger RNA of Orussus abietinus, 1227 nucleotides long. Its product is annotated as neuropeptides capa receptor. Gene Ontology annotation, cellular component: plasma membrane. Gene Ontology annotation, biological process: neuropeptide signaling pathway. Gene Ontology annotation, molecular function: neuromedin U receptor activity. The transcript is spliced from 7 exons. NCBI's taxonomy places the organism in Eukaryota, Metazoa, Arthropoda, Insecta, Hymenoptera, Orussidae. Bases 16 to 1227 code for a protein of 403 amino acids. The record is from RefSeq and is a predicted model, not a curated record.